AAAAUUUUAAAACAAAAAGGAGAAGAAAAAAAAAUAAAAUAAAGAGGUAAAUUAAGUGCUUUAAAAUCGCGCAACAGCAGCAAUAACAGUUACAACAACAACAUCAGCAGCAGCAACAACAACAACAAUAACAUUAAACAUGACAUUGCCAUGUCUCGUUUACACAAUAAUUUCAAAUUAAUUAAAUAUGCUGGCAAACGAGCCAACCGAAAUUAACAUUAAAAGCCCCUAAACUAAGGUGGUUUUUAUCUCAUCAAUAUGGCUGCCACAUCAGCUGGCCAGCAGCAACAUAAAUUGAAUAUUGUUGCCAAUGCUGAGGCAAUUGCUGGCGAAAUUCAACAUCAACAGCAGCAGCAGCAGCAGGCGCAGCAGCAGCAGCAACAAAUUCAAAUGUUUAAGCAACAACAACAACAACAGCAACAACAUCAGUUUUUUCAACAGCAUCAAACGAAAUUUGUAUCGCGGGUCGUUACAAAUACAACAACAACCAUGCAACAGCAGCAGCAGCAGCAACAGCAACAAAUAUUACCAGCUGGUUUGGUAAAUGGCAAUGGCAACAUGGUGCAGGCAGCAAGUAAUCUGCAACAUCAACAGCAGCAACAGCAACAACAACAACAACAACAACAACAACAGCAACAACAACAGCGAAAUAGUCAGCACGUUUUUGUCUGCCCCACAAGCAGCCCGCAGUUACUUUUGCAGCAACAGCAACAACAACAAGCCAAACAGCGUCACGCGCAAAUAAAGUUGCCAGUAAAGUCAACAUCAGCAACAGGAACUGCAACUGCAACAGCAACUGUUGCUCCUGGUGCUGCUGCUGCUGCUGCAACUCAAUGCCUGCCACAUACAAUUGCAUCGCGUCAAAUGAGUCAGAACAAUCAUCAUCAUCAGCUCUAUGCCAAGAAUGUUGCCAAAGCCAACAACAAUAAUCCAAGUAGACGUCACAACAACAACAACAGCAACAACACCAUUGGCUACAAUGGAAAUUUGGCUCCAGGCUGGCGACGUCUAACCAACAACAAUGAAGUGGCCUACAUCAGUCCCACUGGCAAAACGCUACGCACGCAAUAUCAAAUCAAGGACUAUUUGCUAACACAGGGUACCUGCAAAUGCGGUCUGCCGUGUCCGCUGCGACCGGAAUAUAUAUUUGAUUUCAAUGCUCAGGUACCCAACAUGCCAUUGCGGAUGCCAUCAGAGUCGCCAGCGUCAUCGUCAUCGUCGUCGACGACAUCGUCAAUGGCUUCGUCAACACCUUGCCUACACCAGAGGCGAUUUCUUGAAUCUCAACAACAACAGCAGCCACCAGCAGCACCAGCAGCAGCAGCAGCAGCCAACAUUAUCAAGGAUGUGUCUGAGGCAACAAUGGAAGCUACGACGAUGCCAUCACCAAUGGCAACAGCUGUCAGUGAUGUAUUUUCAACUUUGAUGACAACGAGAACAACAGCAGCAGCAUCAGCGACAUCAGCAGGAACUACAACGUCACCAGCAGCAGCAACAAUAACAGCAACAAGAACAACAUUAAACACAACUUCAUUCGAAUUGGCCAAUAAAGAUGCUGAUUGCCACAAAUAUGGCAAUAAUAAAUUGCCAGCCACAUCCGCAGGGGCAACAACGACGACUGUUGUGCAAUCUAGUCAAGCAUUAGCAGCAGUUGGAGGACCACCAAAACGUAAUACAUCUACAAAUCCCGCCCCAGGUUUAGGUUCAGGUUCAGGUCAUGUGAUAAAGCAGCCAACGAUGACAACAAUGACAUCGUCAACUGCAGUGCUUCCUCCACCAGCAGCUCCGCCUCCGGCACCGGCAGCAGUGGCGACUCCGCCUACUCAGCAACCCAAUUUCAAGGAUGAUCCCGCUGGCUAUCUGCAGCAGCAGACAACUCUGCUGCACAACACCCUGGGCAUGGGCAUGGGAUUGGAGCCAAGCAAACCGAGAUCAUUGCCACAGGAACCCAUUGUGCAUAGCUCGCAACAGCAACAGCAACAACAGCGUCAAAAGAUGCGCCGCCUAUCACUUUUUAACAAAUGGGAGCCAGAGGCUACUGCUACUCCGGUCCAAGCACCAGUUUCGACGGGACCAAUGCCACGUUCUCAUCAGGUUGACACUGCAUUUGCUCGUCCUCAAAAGCCGCAAAUUACCAGCGUUUCAAUUGUGCCCACUGCUCAGGAGUCGCCCGUAUCGAGCAGUCCCCCCGAACAGGUGGGUGCCAUUUCCACCAGCCACGAGAGUCCACGGCAAAGUCUCUCCUCGCCAACGGACUCCCUGGACUCGGCCAAGAGUAAUACCCCUUCACCAUCGCCCAAAUUGCAAGUGCAGCAGAUGCAGCAGCAGCCCCAAACGCAAUUGCUGCAGAUGCGACCCCAAGGCGUGAACCAGACGACCCAAUUGAGGCUAUUGCGUCAACAGAACCAUGCCAUGCCCGGCCAGCGUCUGCCCACCGUGGUCAGUAGCAAUAAUGUCGGGGCAGCCAUAUCAAGGAGCAUUGUGACUACCACAGCGGGAGCCUUGGGUCGACCAAUAACCACCACACAGAGCACAGGAUCCUCGGGAAUGGCUCAGCUGCAGACAAUGGCUGGCGCGUUAGGUGGAGCCAAUGGCGGUAGCCAGUUGAUAAUGACUUCCACGGGACAAUUAUUGGUUAUACCGAACACGGCGGGCAAGCAUCAUCAGGCACAGCAUCCUCACCAGCAACGUGGAGGUCAGCCACACCAAGCGAAUAUGCUGAUUCAGCAGCAACAACAGCAGCAGCAGCAGGCGGCUGAACUGCAUCAUCAUCCAGGAGGUGGCUACAUUGUUAGCCAGCCCACAAAUGGUGGAGCUGCCCACAAUGGAGCCAAUGGAGGCAGCAGCAGCAGCACGAGCAGUAGUAGUAGUAGCACAGUUAUACUUAACUCGGGUGGAGCAGCAAAGUUGUUGCAUCAUCAGAUCAUCACCUCCCAGGCAGGACAGAUUACAGCGACGGCAGGAGGAGCAGGAGGAUCUGCUGGGCCACCAACCCAGACAGUGCUUUUGAAUACCCUGCCAAAUGGUGGCUAUAUUGUACAGCAGCCACAACAUCCGCAGCAGCAUCAACAUCAGCAAGCGGAGCAACUUUUGGCCAUGCCACAACCGGCGGCACCUCCUCCGCCUGGGCAAACAUUAAUAAUUAGUUCGCCGGAGGGUAAAAGGAGGACACGGAAACGUAAAGUUUCCAUAUGCCAUACGCCACCACCACCACCAUCCACCACCUCCUCCGCCUCACCAGUCAAGACUCACUCGCCACAGAUCUCGCCAAGCAUCCCCAGCCAGGCGCCGGCCAUACUCCAACAGGCCGCUGCAGCAGCAGCAGCAGCGGCAGCUGCUGUCUCGGCACCCCAGCCAACUCAUCAGUUCUCCCAUCAGUUUCAACUGAGUCCGGGCAUCCAGGGGAUUGUGGUCAAUAAGCCAUCUCCGCAGUCGGCGCCUCAAACUCAACAGCUGUUGCUCCAGAAUGGCCAAAUAUUGCAGCACGUGAAUCUCAUUGGCCAGCAAUUGCUUAUGCCGGCGGGUCUUGUCAUGGGACCGGAUGCUACUCUUCUGCAGAUCCAGAAUAUGCCCACCACGAGUCUACUGACCCCCCAGGGGCCAGUCAUGCUGCGAACGCCUUCGCCCCAGAGCCACAAGCCUUCGUUCAUCUCGCCCAGUGGCGGCGGACAGCAGUAUAUAGUGGGGGCCAAUGGUCAAUUGAGUCCCAUUGGACAGAUAUACUCCACCCCGAUGGGAUUGGUAAUGCCCACGGGCCAUCAACAGGGCGGCACCUCCUUCGUCCAGGCGAGUCCAACGACCACAACCACAAUUCAGAUACAGCAGGCUCAGCAGACAGCCCAACAGGCAGCCACCACUCAGAUAAGCCUGCAGCAGCCGCCGCCACACGCCACCACAAGCUAUGUGACUGAAUCUCUUGCUAAUCGACAAGGAACCGCAGCCAGUCCACCGGAUACAACCACAUGCAGUCCCCGUAGUCCGGAAAGGCCGCCCAGUCAUCGGAGCAGUGGCAGCGAUAUGGUCCAAUGCGUGUCCAGCUCGGAACCGGAUGCAGCGGUUUCGCCACAAAGUGUCGAGAGUCGUCAGUCGCCCUCCUCCACUGACUGCGAGCGGAAUUCCAUUGGCACCACCAGCAAUCUAAUGUACAAGCCCACGGAACCAAAGAUUCGACGUAUACACAUCACAUCGCAAGCACCCACUGAGAAUGGAAGGAGUCUUAUGGGUCAAGGUAUGCGAUUGGUUAAUUCCACUUCCACAUCCAUGUCCAUUAGCUCAUCUGCAACAUUAACCACGACGGCCAACCGUCCUCUAAUGCACCAUCACCUAAACACUGCUCCAGCUACUAAUAGCCAUCCCAGCGCCGCCUUACUUCAUCAUAAACAUAAAGUAGUUAGCGUUGAUUAUAAUCCGGAAUCGCCCACAACCACUCAGCAGGCAAUUUCGGAUGCGGCCCCGGCACCAGAAGCGCGUAAAACGGGAAUCCACAUUAGAAGGGAACCCACAAAACGAUCACGUCGUCCCCAGCGCGGUGCCUUGGCCCGGGGAACGGCCAAUAUUGGCGGAAUAAUGUUGCCGCCACGUUCGUUUGCCAUUGGCGAACUGAUUUGGGGACCGGCACGUGGACAUCCCGCAUGGCCAGGUAAAAUCGUCAAGAUGCCCGAUGGCGUGUGCACCCCAUCCCAGCAAUUUGAUCAUGUCUGGGUUCAGUGGUUCGGCGGCGGCGGUCGUUCCACAUCCGAACUAAUUCCAGUCAACUCGCUGCAAAGUCUCUCUGAGGGCUUGGAGGCGCAUCACAAGGCCCAAAAGGAUACCAGAAAGAGCCGCAAACUGAACUCGCAACUCGAGCGGGCUAUACAAGAAGCAAUGACUGAGUUGGAUAACAUUUCAGCCUCCUCGUCGCCCGGUGUCGCCACCGGUACAACAGCGGCCGUUACCGUGACAACAACUGCUAUUCCAUCAGCAACAACCGCAACUGGAGUUUCAGUAAUUGGUGGACACCAGCAACAGCAGCAGCAGCAACCUUCCUCAACCAACAGCAACAACGCCAAGGCAAAUGGAGUGGUGCGAGGCAAACGUCAGUCUAACAACACAAGUGGCAACGGUAGUGGUGGUGGUGGAGGAGGAGGAGGAGGUAAUGGCGGUGGCGGUGCCAGCAUGCUACUGACUCCCAGCACGGCGGCAACAUUGAGUGGCCUCUUCAGUCAGCAACGAGCCAAACCUAUACGAAUUGCUCCAGCACCUCCAGCGGUUGCUGCUGCAACAACAACACCAACAGCAACAACUGCUGCUGCUGCUGCUGCAGUAGCAGCAACUGGCAACGUACUUCCACAUGGCAAGGCAGAUAUCUUGAAGCUGACCAAAUGACCGGAAUUGUCGACGUUCUCGUCGACAUUAACCACCACCACAGCAAACUAUACGCUCAUCAUUGGGCAUAAGUAGAGGCAACUGUCCGGACACGGCACACAUACAUACCAUACCCAAUAUCCUAACAUAAGAGUAAGCGUGUAGACCUUCUCAGUUGGUAGAAGAGACAGACCCCAAUUGUGUUUUCCAUCCACCACCACGACCACUCCAAUCCAAUCCAAUCCUGUAUUGUCCUUCUCUGCUGGCUUGCUUGCUUGCGGUGCGACAAUGCCCCAUUCUUGAAAUAGACAAUAAAAUAAACAACAACAACUACAUUGUUAUAAACAAAAAGAAAAAAGA
Messenger RNA from Drosophila willistoni, 5703 nucleotides. Its product is annotated as AF4/FMR2 family member lilli. Gene Ontology annotation, cellular component: chromocenter; nucleus. The record is from RefSeq and is a predicted model, not a curated record. The coding region runs from base 259 to 5364 and encodes 1701 amino acids. Gene Ontology annotation, molecular function: DNA binding; chromatin binding. The transcript is spliced from 9 exons. Lineage: Eukaryota; Metazoa; Arthropoda; Insecta; Diptera; Drosophilidae.